Molecule: messenger RNA, 2232 nt
Organism: Theileria parva strain Muguga
Lineage: Eukaryota; Apicomplexa; Aconoidasida; Piroplasmida; Theileriidae
Gene: rpoA
Product: DNA-directed RNA polymerase subunit alpha
Exons: 6
Coding region: 221-1969 (582 amino acids)
Biological process (GO): DNA-templated transcription
Molecular function (GO): DNA-directed RNA polymerase activity; protein dimerization activity
Source: RefSeq, a predicted model, not a curated record
UUUAAUUUGUAAUUUUACACUUUUAUUUUUUUAAUUUACAAUAAUUCUUCUCAAAUUUAAUCCAAAUUAUGUAAAAUUAGUUCAAAUAAUACUCUUACAAAUACUUUUAAAUUGUUAUAUAAUUAUGUUUGAUACUCUAAUUAUAUUGAAAUUAAAUAAACAAAAUUUACAAAAUUGAAUAAUUGUAAGGAUAAAGUUUGUUUAAAAUCGAGGGAUUUUUAUGUUUAUUAAUUUUAAUAUUUUUUUAUCUAUUUUGAUUUGUGUGUAUCUCGAUUUAUUUUUUGGCUUUAAAUGUUUUAAAUUCCAAAUCUUCUCUUAUUGUUUAGUUAUUAGGCGUUCUGGACCUCUGUUUAACAGGAAUGUUUUAUCGUAUAUUAUUAAAUCGCAUAAUAAAUUUAACUCUUUCCCCCUGAAAGUAAAAUUCGACGAUGAUAUUAAGAAGAUUGAUUUCCCAAUUGAGCGUGAAGCUCCUUUAAAGAAUGUUCAGAUCCCGCCAUGGGCGAUUGAGUUUACUGGUAAAAAAGAGCCUGAAGAGCCUUACGUACCAAGACACUUUACACAAAAGGAAAUUGAAGCUGGGAUCGAAGAAUUCAAUGUUGAAGCUCGGAAAAAAUCAAAGACUCAACAUAUACGAAUUUCAGAUUGUGGAAUAAAAAGUUAUGGAUUCAAGUUUAAACAAGUUCAACCUGUUCGCCAUCAUAAUGGGAAGGCCUUCACCUUUUUCUACGUUCAUUCUCUCCACACCGACGUUAUUCCUGUUUUCCUCAAUAGCCUUAGACGGGUCGCAAAACGUCACCUCGGCUCUGGUCGUAUCACUGCUCUUCGCAUCCCUGGUAUGGAUAACGAGUUUUACUCGGUUGUGGGUCUUCGUGAGGACUUCUUUGAGCUUGUUCGUAACCUCCGAGGCGUUAUUUUCAAAAACGUGCCCAAAACUGCUACAUUCACCAAUCCUGUUAUCGCUACAUUGAGGCUCAAAGGACCAAUUAUAGCCGUUGCGGGCCAUUUAAAAUUUGAUAAUAAAAAAUCAUCCAAAACUAACCCUAACAGUACUGAUGAGUCUACUGAUAAGAACGCCGAUAAUACGGAUGCCAAAGUUGAAAAUGCGGAAAAUGUGAUAAAUGACUAUGUGUAUGAUAAAAAAUACACUGGUGAGAUAGAAGUGAUAAACAAGAACCAUUACAUUUGUUCCCUUUCCCAGGGCUGUUACUUAACAAUGGACGUGAAGAUUGAGUACAUUUCGAAUUAUGUAAUUCCUGAGCACGGGCCUGAAUCCCUCAAUCGCGACAUAACUCCUGACGGGUUCAUCCACUUCUGCUCAAGUGUCAAUCCCGUGGAAGUUUUUGGCUUCACUGGCGAACGUCGAGGACUUGAUGAGCAGAGCACCAGCGAGAUUGUAACUCUUGAGGUCCAUACUGAUGGUUCCGCCACACCUAGAGUAGCCCUACUCAAAAGUGCAACUUUCCUCCUCAACUGGUUUGAUCGAACUCUUUACGCUUUGAGGACUAAUUUAAGUCGAGACUUCUAUGCUCUCAAAAAAGAAAAUAUGUUCAACACCUCACCACUCAUGCUUAACCAUGAACUAAAUCGUAACUUACCUUGGAAUCCGUAUUUAUCACCUGAACAAAGAGUUGCUAACAAACUGAAGUGGUUUUACCGAAAAGACGUUAAGCGUCAGUAUCCCAUAGACCCCGAUUCGAAGAUGGCUAAGGAUGAGCAGAAGGCGGAGUGGAACAGAGUUUUGGAGGAGCAAAUGGCGUAUGAGAGGAGAAUCCCUCCAAUAUUUAGUGACGAUGAAACGGACUUUGAGGAUGAUAUUCUCAUUAAGGAGGCUGAAGAACAGGAGGAAAAGGAUAAGAAUCCGCCUGAUUGGGUCUUUAAGGAUCCCGUCGGCUUUGGAAACAUUGGACAACACAACGUCCUUGCAUUUGACAAUGAACCAGAAUUGCUUCCAGAUGAACCAUACAACUGAUUUUUACAAAUUUAACUCUACAUUAUAUACUAAACACUAUAUUGUAUACCAAACACUAUAUUGUAUAAUAAACACAUUAUAUGCCUAACACUUAUUUGUAGCAUGUGAAUAGUAUAUUAUUGAAGUAAUGUAUAAGGUUACAAUGAUCCAUUCAGCCAGCUUGAGAUCACAGGCAUAAUAAUUGUAAAGAAUUGUGAAAACGGGAGCCCAUGUACAUUUCCGUCCAACUCUACUAAUUUUGAAUUCUUCAACAAGUUAUUAAU